Thunnus maccoyii (southern bluefin tuna) is the source of this 3329-nucleotide messenger RNA. RefSeq names its product growth arrest and DNA damage-inducible protein GADD45 gamma-like. The transcript is spliced from 3 exons. The record is from RefSeq and is a predicted model, not a curated record. Gene Ontology annotation, biological process: regulation of cell cycle. Gene Ontology annotation, cellular component: nucleus; cytoplasm. NCBI's taxonomy places the organism in Eukaryota, Metazoa, Chordata, Actinopteri, Scombriformes, Scombridae. Bases 2063 to 2485 code for a protein of 140 amino acids.
UGCUAAAGUUCUGCCUUCAGAUUCGUUUAGACUUGAAGACUUUAAAUCACAUUUGCAGCGGAAUAAAAAAGUAACCCCUCGUGCAGCCCUCACGCCCAGCAGGUGCUGCCUGACUUCCUUUGUCCACCCUCCCCUCACCUUCCCCCCGGGGACAGAUGGUAUCUCUCGGUUGCUAUGGAGAGGGAUGCAGACAGAGAGAUAAAGCAUGGAGGUAUCUCCAGAUGCCACGCGCCUCAAGUGAGGACCGGCUUUACGCAUGCAAAGCAGCGGCGCGUGCCAUUGCCUAAUCUACAAAAAACAGUUCAUGCAGUGAAAUUGGUCAUGAGUUAUAAAAGUCAGUGUGACAUCCAGCACAAUUACACUGGUGGGUAUAUUAGCAUCAUAACGCUUCAAACAACACCAAAUUGCAGCUUAAGCAUGUUUUAUUGAAUUUUCCAAACUUUAUUAUAUAUAGUGUUCAUACUGUUAUGACGCAGGAUCAAACAUUAUGUAACUUAAGAGGCAUUUGAAGGAAGUUUUAGCUCUUUAUCUACAAACCAUGUGUUAUUUGCUUACAAAUGCAUGCCACAGAUUUGCAUGUUCAAAUGUAUUUUUCUCACUGUUACUGGUGGCCUUUGAUUUCCAUGGCAGUAUAGAAACAUCCAGAGAAACAUGAAAAUUGGAUUGUCAGAAAGUCAAACCAGGUUUGAACAUGUUUGAGAUCAACAUAAGACUUCAUUUGACAAACCUUAACCCAAUGAGGUGAGAACAGUCACAGCACAAUGUUGAAUCAGACUUUUAUUUUUCAGGUUUUCAUCAUACAGACAAAACACAUAUGCAGUGAUUUUUUCUAACAUAAAACAUAAAAACAAAAGCUUUAGUGUUACGUUUCUGUUUCGUUCUUGUCUUUCCAUAUUGUUCCAUUUAUUUCCAUACAACAGGAAAAUCAAUUAGCAGACUUUUGAAACUUGCUUUAAUUGUGUAAUCCAUGUAAUCCAGUAUGUAUUCGUUUUUGUCAAAGUUGCAUUACAUUAUCAUUGCAUAAUGCAGUUUAAAACAGUUCAAACCUCAAUAAUUUGACUCUGACAAAAAUGAAUGAAGACUUUAUUUAUAGAAUUUUGAAUCUAUAUUUUGGACUCUAGGCAGCCAUUACUUUCACUAUGUUUUCAGUACGGUAUGAAAAUCAGUUAACAGACUCUUGAAACGUGGGGGUUUUGCAUGUUCACAUCUUCAAUACAUUGAACUUAUACUGUUGUGUUGUUGACUUUUGGAUGUGUCUGUUUACAUUCCAGGCAGGCAUCAUUUUUGCAUGGUAUGAAAAUCCCUUACACUUGAAACUUUCUUGAGUUGUAUAAUCCAUCAUAGUGAACAUCAGGUGUGCAAUAUUUUUUGUCAAGUUACAUUUUUGUUACAGGUUAAAUCAGUUCAGACUUAUCAAAUCAAUCCUCACUGUAUACGCUCAAAAAACCUAAAAACUUAAAAAGCUUGAAAUGGAAAUUAAACUGCAUUACCAUGCAAUGAUGAUGAAUGAAGCAAGUUUCAAGAGUCUAUUAAUACAUUUUCAUAACAUGCAGAAAUGAAUGAAAAUCAAUGGCUGCCUGAAAUGUCUGCAAUUACAUUCAAAAAUCUACAACACAAUAUCAUAAACUGCCAAAUGCACUGAAGAUGUGACUAUGACAAACCCUUGUAUCGUCCUCUAUCAGUAUGAAUGGGAGUUAUUGUUUGAUUCUACAUCUUCCAGAACUUGGAGGACUUUGACAACAGCAGUCUGAUCCUCCUGUGUGGUUUCAUUAUUCCUGUAAGCUGAAAGAAUCAUUUAAAGGUCAGAGAGUUUCUACAUCUGAUCCUUUCAACCAAAGCUGCCCCCAACUUUCCUUCUAAGACUUUUCUAUAGGCACGCGUCCCUAAGGGUGGGGUUGGGGGCUGCAGGCCUGUUGUAGCCAUUGUGCUUCAAACAGCCAAUCAGAGGGUGAGCGUGUGCCGGGUCUGUAGUAUAAAUGCUGGCAGAUUCUUGGAGGCAGCACAAACACUCUUCUCUGGAGUUUCUGACCACAUCAGCUGAACUGUAAGAUAAAACUUCACCAUGCAGUCUCCUGGAAAAUCUCUGAAGGAAGCUCUGCUCUGUGCUCAGAGCGAGGAUCGACUCACUGUUGGAGUCUAUGAGAGUGCCAAAAUCAUGACUGAUGACCCGGACAGCGUGUCUUUCUGCGUCCUGGCCAUGGAUGAGGAGUUUGAGUGUGAUAUCGCUCUCCAGAUCCAUUUCACGCUCAUCCAGUCCUUCUGCUUCGACAACGACAUCAGCAUCGUCAGAGUGAGCGACAUGCAGCGUCUGGCUGAGAUUGUUGGCGACAAGGCGGAGCAGCUUGAAGAUGCUCACUGCGUCCUCAUCACGAACCCAGCUGAAGGUUCUUGGGAGGACCCCACUCUGGAGAAACUGCACCUGUUCUGUGAGGAGAGCCGCCGUCUGAACGACUGGGUUCCUGAGAUCAGCCUGCCCGGGCGUUGAUCUGGGACUUGGCUCCUCUCUUGAACAGAUGCUGUGAAGCUCUUACCUGGAAAUACUCAUCCUGAUGAACAGGAUGACCCUGUUUCUUCUCAUCCCUGGAUACUCCUGAGGAGGAUUCCCGUCCAGGCAGCACGGCGCCGGCCCGAGGGGCCCCCGUGAACCGUCGCCUCUUGUCCAGUCCAUGCCAAGAUGACUCUCAUUCUUUAUGUGAAUGAGGUCAGGUAUGCCACAAGAGCGACACAUCGACCCUCAUUCUUUGUGCGGAUGAGGUUUGGAGAGGAAGGAGAUGCGAGUUCUGCGUCCUGUGGUUCCACAGAGCAAACGUCGCACGUUGAAGCACGCGCAGCAGGAGAAGAAGCGGUGCUGAGAAAGAGGCCUUCUUAAAAAGGGACUUUUUAAAAGUGUCCUCUUUGCUGAGCAACAUGACAACAGUUGCAAUCAGCGGAAAUGUUUCCCACUUUCCAGAAUUGUCUUAAUUCUCUAAAGGUUUCACUUUAGAAAUUUAACAAUGACAAAAAUAUUCUAAAACAUUUAAAAAAAAACUUUGAAAAAAUGUCUAUUCUCUAAAGGUUUCACUUUAGAAUAUGACUAAAUUAAGUUAAAAUAUUGGAGAAAAACUAAAAUUGAAUAGUUUUCCUAUAUAUUUUAGAUAUAACAUUGACCGAAAAUACAAAAAGUGUUAGAAUAAAAAACAAACAAUUGUAUGAAUCUGAUGUUGAAUCUUGAAAUGUGAAAAAUAUGGAAAAAUACAUAAAACUGAAAAUGUAGUACUUCCUGAAGGUUUCACUUCAGUUUUAUUAUAUAUAUGUCAAGUGAAAUAACUUCUUUUCUAUUUUGUAUGACG